Molecule: messenger RNA, 6732 nt
Organism: Astyanax mexicanus (Mexican tetra)
Lineage: Eukaryota; Metazoa; Chordata; Actinopteri; Characiformes; Acestrorhamphidae
Gene: nt5c2l1
Product: 5'-nucleotidase, cytosolic II, like 1
Exons: 18
Coding region: 246-1832 (528 amino acids)
Molecular function (GO): 5'-nucleotidase activity
Source: RefSeq, a predicted model, not a curated record
CCUCUGCUCGUCAGUGAUAACGGCGGAGUGUCCGCGUGCAGAUAACGCGCCUCCCUGAUAAUAGCCCCCGCGUGCGUAAACCGUGCGCCAGGUACUCGCGCGCACGCCCGCUCCGGCCGCGGUUUUACGCACGGGCGCGCAGGAGGGGUUCCACGCGCAGGCACGCGAUGCUCGGAUUUGAAAAGCGGUGAGAUCAGAGUCUCCGGGCGGCGGCGCGAGCGACAUCAAACAGAGAUCAAGCAGACAUGGAGGGAACCGCGCAGCGCGAGACCACCGCGGCGGAGGCGCUCGCGGGAAAGAGGGACAUCCACAACCGGGUGUUUGUGAACAAGGGUGUGACGCUGGAGAACAUCAAGUGUUAUGGAUUCGAUAUGGACUACACUCUCGCCAUUUAUAAAUCUCCUGAGUACGAGGGUCUGUGUUUUGAGCUGCUGAGGGACAGACUGGUGUCCGUCGGAUAUCCACACGAACUGCUGCGCUACUCAUACGACCCCAACUUCCCCACACGUGGUCUGGUGUAUGACUCGUCGUAUGGUAACCUACUGAAGGUGGACUCACAUGGAAACAUCCUCGUGUGCGCACACGGCUUCAUCUACCUCACAGGUGCAGAGAUUCUGCACUAUUACCCCACCAGAUUCAUCCAGAGAGAUGACACCGAGCGAUUCUACAUCCUCAACACACUCUUCAACCUCUCAGAAACUUACCUGUACGCCUGCCUUGUGGAUUUCUUCACCGGCUGCUCCAGAUACAAAAAUUGUCAGCAGGGAUUUAAGCAUGGUGAUCUUUUCAUGUCGUAUAAAAGCAUGUUCCAGGACGUACGAGACGCCAUGAACUACCUUCAUGAUACAGGCAGCCUGAAGGAGAGAACACUGAAGAAUCUGGAGAAAUAUAUCAUCAGAGAUCCGCGGGUUCCUGAGAUGCUGAGCCGGAUAAAGAAUGUCGCAAAAGUGUUUCUGGCGACUAACAGUGACUACAACUACACUGAGGGCAUCAUGAAGUACUUAUUAGAACCUCCACCUGGAUCAAAGAAUCCAAAGAAGUUGUGGCGUUCUUACUUUGACCUGGUGGUGGUGGACACGAGGAAACCGUUGUUUUUCGCUGAGGGGACGGUGCUGAGACAAGUGGACACGAACACGGGCAAGCUGAGAAUCGGAACCUACACAGGAGAUCUGCAGCACGGCACUGUCUACUCUGGAGGGUCAUCAGAUCUGGUCUGUGAUCUGCUGGAUGUGAGGGGGAAGGAAAUUCUCUAUGUGGGAGAUCACAUAUUCGGAGACAUCCUGAAGUCUAAGAAGCGUCAGGGCUGGAAGACCUUUCUGGUGGUUCCAGAGCUCGCCAAGGAGCUGCAGGUGUGGACAGAAAAGAAUGGUAUGUUUCAGGAGCUGAGGCAGCUGGAUGUGUAUCUCAGCGAGCUUCAUAAGUAUUUAGACAGCGGUAUUGUGGGAAGUCCAGAUAUAAGCUUGAUCCAGAGCAAGAUUAAGAAGGUGACGUACAGUAUGGAUCUUUGUUAUGGGAAGAUGGGCAGUCUGCUUCGUUAUGGAUGCACUAAAACUCUCUUCGCCAGCCAGUUGUUGCGCUACGCUGACCUGUACGCUGCGUCCUGCCUCAACCUAAUCAACUACCCCCUCACCUACCUCUUCAGUGCCUCUUCUGUCCUGAUGCCCCACGAGUCUGCUGUAAGUCCUCACCUCAGUCAAGACCCGCCCAUCCCUGACCUGUCAGCCAAUAACUUCUUUACCCCAACCCUUAAGAUGCUGUGCCAGUGUGAUGGUGAUAACUGUGGGCAGGACAACUGUGCUCAGGGUAACACGACCAUCAGGAUGGAGACAUGAGAGACUGAGGGAGAGUGUGUGUUUUUAUUAUAUAUCUGUAAAUAUGAACUGUUCUAUUUUACAGUCGAUUUUUGAAUCGGCUGCUCAGGCCAGGGAACCAAAGCAAUAACACCCCAUUUUAUUUUUCCCAAUGAUACAGGAACAGUUCACCUAAAUAUGCCAAUUAAAGACCUUGUCCACACAUAUCCAGAUCAUUUUGAGAUGUGAAAAUGGCUCUAAAACACUUGCAUAAGCAUGCCAAACCAGCAGGGGGUGCUAACACAUCACAAAAUGUGAUAUACUUGAUGUCAGAUUUAACAAGAAGCAGUGUAAUGGCCAAAACAGACCUAAAUACAGUGUGGAGCAGUGUGAUUUCCUCACUGUGUUCAAACUGCAGGUAUCCAAAUCUUUACAUAAACUUUAAUAAAAGUGUAACAUAUUUAAAACACAGUUAAGUUUUUGAGAUAUCUGCAAUUGUUAUUUGAUUAAUGAUUAUUUUUUUAAAUGAUCUAAAUAAUAGCAUAAAAUGCUUUAAAUCAAGUGUAAUUAAUUACAUAAAUACAAAAAUAUGAACCAUGAACGCCCUGUUGUUGGAUAAAACUCAGCAAAACUCAGCAAAAAGAUAAAAAGAGGAUCUAAAUAUGUGUAAACAAGUCUUAAGUGGCCUGCAGAAAUGAACUGAUGGUGUAGAUCAUUAUCAUUAGUAUUGGGAGAACUGUUCCUUAAAAUCUUCUGAAAAUGUGAUUUAUAUAAUCUUAUCUGCUUGAGUUAUUUAAGAUUUUCCUAAACACUGAUAUAUUUGUGUUUUUCAGACGUUAUAAGAUUAAAUGCUUCACUAAUGAUAUGGGGGAGAGCAGGGCACAACCUUACAUUACAUUACAUUACAUUACAUUACAUUACAUUUGGCAGACGCUUUUGUCCAAAGCGACUUACAAUAAUGAAGUACAAAAGUAAUAGGAAUUAAGAUAAACCAUUUUAGAUAGGGCUCAAAGGAGGUCGAAGGGAAAUAAAGGGAUAGAGAAGUGAAGGAGGGGAAGAAGGAAAUGGGGUUAGAAGUAGUUAGUGUGUUAGAGGUGUUAGGAGAGUAAGUGCUCUUUGAAGAGCUCUGUCUUCAGCAAUCUCUUAAAGAUAGCGAGAGAUUCUCCUGAUCUGGUAGUGGAAGGUAGUUUGUUCCACCAUUGGGGAACUCUGUAUGAGAACAGUCUGGAUUGCUUUGUGUGAAUGUUUGGUAAAGCGAGGCGACGUUCAUUGGAGGAGCGCAGCGGCCGGGAGGUAGCGUAAGCCUUCAGGAGUGAGUGCAGGUAGGAAGGAGCCUGUUCUGUCAUCACCUUGUAGGCGAUUGUAAGAGUUUUGAAUUUGAUGCGAGCAUCAACUGGUAGCCAGUGGAGCUCAAUGAGCAGCGGGGUGACAUGUGCCCGUUUUGGUUGGUUGAAGACCAGACGUGCUGCUGCAUUCUGGAUCAUUUGGAGUGGUUUUACUACGCAGGCCGGGAGGCGAGUUAGCAGGGCAUUGCAGUAGUCGAGGCGUGAGAUGACGACCGCUUGCACCAGGAGUUGGGUGGCCUGUUGCGUCAGAAACGGUCUAAUUUUCCUGAUGCUAUAAAGCGCGAAGCGGCAGGAUCGAGCAACUGAGGCCACAUGGUGCGUGAAGGAGAGCUGUUCAUCAACCAUAACACCCAGGUUUCUAGCAACCUUUGUCGGUGAGAGAGACAGAGAGAGUCGAUACUUAUAGAGAAGUUGUGUUGAAAAGAUGGUUUUGCUGGUAUGACCAGAAGUUUAGUCUUUGAGAGAUUUAAUUGAAGGUGAUGCUCCUUCAUCCAUGAGGAUAUGUCAGAGAGACACUGCAAUAUCCGUGCAGAGAUUGAGUGAUCUUCAGGUGAGAAUGACAGGUAUAGCUGGGUGUCAUCAGCAAAGCAAUGGUAGGAAAAGCCAUGUGAGUGGAUAACCUGACCAAGAGAGGCAGUGUAUAUUGAGAAGAGAAGGGGACCCAGUAACGAACCCUGGGGAACCCCAGUGGAUAAGGAGCGGGCUGAGGACAGCUGUCCUUGCCACGACACCUUGAAGGAGCGCCCAGUGAGGUAUGAUCUGAAGCGCCCAGUGAGGUAUGAUCUGACCUUACAUGCUGCAUUCUUGCAUUCAUUCUAAAUAAUUUAAAAGUAUUUGACCAAAGUGGUAAUAUAUUUAUAAAGGUAACCCACAAAUCUUUGCUACAAAAGCAAAUUCCAUUUUUAAACAAUUUAACAAACAUUAUAGCUUACCCCAUAGGCAGGGUUAACUGUAACAGUCAAUUACAAGGUGUUAAAUACAUACAAACAAUAUUAUUUAAUUCAGUAAUUUUAAUUUAAUACAAUUUUGUACUGUUUAAAGCAGAUAAGCUAACCAACCCAAAGACAUCAGAAUAUCUGCGUCCAAAUCAAUGUGAUCGGUGAAAAGUGACUGUACAUUAAAUUUUCAACAAAAAGUAAAAACAAUGAUUUUUAUUAACAUAACAUCUACAGUACGGUUCUGUAAAUCUAUGAUUGUAAACUUCCAAAAAUUGUUUAAAAAUUGUUAGUUUAACCAACAAAUUUACUUCAUGUAAUAUUAAGCAAUUUAACUGGUAUGUUAAGGAUUUAUUUAUUUAAAAAAAACCCAACAUCAAAUUGUUCCUUAAAAGAUCCUGCCUAAUUUUACAUUUUACAGUAACAGUGUGCUAAACAAUCUCCACCAUGUUUAAAAGCUUUAAUCCAGAAAUAGUAAUUAUUUAAGCAUGGGUGUCUAGUAGGUUCUCCUGGGUGUUUUCCUGGCCAUGACAAGCUUUUUCUAGCAACCUGAGCAACUGUGGCACUGCUAAUGAUGCUGAUACCAGAGCCACUGCGAACAUAGAGAAAUUAGAACAGCAAACUCAGUCCUCUUCUGCUUAUAUAGGCAUCAAUAAAACAUAGAAACUCAGAAUUAGAACUGAAGAAAGCUGAGUCCUCACUAAAAUCGUGAGAUUAAUUUGCUCUAAAAGGAGACUGCACCACAAUGCACAUUUUACAUGUGUUCUUCCUCACACUUGGUGCAAUACACAUUCUCACCAGAGAGGUCGCCAAAUCCCAGACUAAAUCCCAGACUGUUGCAUUGAACCACAUAAACUUUGAACUACAACAGCUGUUUUACAUGUGAUGCUGUGUCAGAUUGUGCCCAGCCCUCCUCUGUAAGUGAUUAUAGUCCAUUAUAGAGCUAAGAAUUGUUAUUUUCUACAAAUAAAGUGUGUUUUAGUACCAUAUAUUUUUGUUACUCUAAGGGUUAAGGCAUCAACUAAGGGCUUGAUGUGUUCGGUGCUGUGCUGUGAAGUAGGGUGUGAUCUCCUCUGUGUUCGCCUCAUGCACUGUGCGGCCAGUUUACUUGCCAUUUCAUUAGAAACAACUGCUAGUAGCUACUGUGUAUAGCCCCACUAUGUACAGUAUAUGUAGAUGUUUCAUAACAGACUGUAUAUUUUCUUUCUAUUUCUUACACUUUUAACUGUAACUACACAAUGUAUCAGCCCAUUGUACCCCAUUCAUCUACACAAGGGACCACCUUAGGACCCCUACUGCCUAUAUACAGUAUUACUGGGGUGGUGGUCCAAUCACAGCACAGCACAGCAGUGACACUGAUAUGACAGUGGUCAGGGAACAGUGUGUGUGGUGCUGAUAUGAGUGAAUCAGUUCUAGACUGGAAAUUCAAGUUCCAGAUAUACAAGUUUCUUCUGGUCAAGAGUGUCACAGUGGAGCUACAAGAGGAGGGUUUCCAAUAAAAAGGACACUGUGUGUCUUAUACACUCAUAACAGCACCACACACACUAUCAAAACACCACCUGAGGAAAUGCCCAGUAAGUGCAGGUGCAUGAUGGUUAACCUAAUAGAACUUAAGCAGCCAGUAGCAGUACAAUAAUAAUACAGUACAGUAAUACAAAAAGUGCAAUAAUAUAUACAAAAAAAAUCAUAUCUACAAUUAAACACUUGUUAUCGAUAUAUAUAUAAUAAAUAGAAGCUGUAAAAAAAGACAUAGAAAAGAGUGUUUUAAGUCCUUGAAGCCGAGGAAAUCAUAUUUGAGAUUAAUACAAUAAUUCAAUAUUUUAAGGGAUAGGAACUGGUAUUGUGUCCUAUGAUCUUUGCCAUGUCCCAAAAAAGCUAAAGAAUGAUGCACUGAGAUGUGGGAUAUGUGGGCGGAGUCUCCUGCAUUGAAUGUGGAUGAGAUUGGUCUGCCAGAGUCGCUUGUCUUUGUUCACACGGACAAGCCCUUUAUUUUCCUUUAGACAAUCAACAGAUAUUUUAAAAAUAUAUCCUAUAAAAAUAGCCAUGUGUUUGCAUGGGUAACUUUAUGCCCCUAUCAUUUGCAUGGUAAGGCUCUUGGAAGCAUUGACUAAUAGCGCUGAAUUUUGAAAUCCUUGGGUAGAACUGAGGUGGGCUAUUUGACAAAAGUUUGUACUCAUUAUCAUGUUUCAUUACAACUUAAGUAAAUUUCACACUAGAUUUCUCCUUUAAAAUCACAUCUGCCAAACUUUUUAGAAAUAAGUCCCGUUUCAGCCUUGUAGCACCACAAUAUUGCAUUAAUAUUUCUGAUGUUAGAUUAUAUGCUGUGUGCCUUCUUUGUUGUAUAGAUUAUAUUAAGAUUCCUUUGUAUUUUAUAAUCCAAAAAAUCUAUUUUCGCUGCAGGUUUAGAGUUGUGUGAAAGUUUAAUUGCUGUUUUGUUUGCUCUAAAACCCACUGAACUGGUUCCCUCACCUUUUGCAUUCAUUGCUAUUGUGCCUUUUAGUUUGAACUUUUAUGAAAUCACAUAUUUUCUAUUAUUUUUGUUGUUUUUUUAAUGCUUCUUAUAAGCUAACUUUUUGAAACUGAGACAUUUUUAUCUGAAUGAUUUGUAUUUUCCAAGGAUUUGUGUAUAUACCUAAUAAAAAAUAAAAUGUGUCAUUCUUA